Vespula pensylvanica (western yellowjacket) is the source of this 6508-nucleotide messenger RNA. It is a transcript of the gene p120ctn, whose product is annotated as catenin delta-2. Gene Ontology annotation, biological process: cell-cell adhesion; cell-cell junction assembly. Bases 1542 to 4571 code for a protein of 1009 amino acids. The record is from RefSeq and is a predicted model, not a curated record. Lineage: Eukaryota; Metazoa; Arthropoda; Insecta; Hymenoptera; Vespidae. Gene Ontology annotation, cellular component: plasma membrane; cytoplasm; adherens junction. Gene Ontology annotation, molecular function: cadherin binding. The transcript has 16 exons.
AAGGAGGAAAGGAAGAACGUAGAAACGUAAAAAGAAAGAAAAAAAAGAAGAAGAAGAAGAAGAAGAAAGCGUUAGAUUGACGUUGGAUCGGCAUGAUCGGUGCGUCUCCAUGGAAGGUGGGCCAUUGAGGCGUACGGUGGGCGGCUGUGCGUCGAACCUCGAAAGGGAACACCACGCGUCGAAGAGAAGGCGUCUGUCGACGAGACGAGUUUGAUAUCCUUGAUCUCUCCAAGACGAAUAAGAAAGGUAAAUAAAUAGAUAGAGAUAAAUAAAGAGAGAAAGAAAGAGAGAGAGAGAGAGAGAGGGAGGGGGAAAGAGUCCACUCCAGGGACAUACGCACAUGCCGUGUCCGGGAGAUGUACGGAAUCUCGAGAGGAGCUCGUCGCGCGGGUGGAUUCAAUUCGAUGCGACGUCGUCAUCAUCGUCGUCAGAGAUUCUGCGACGGAGCUAAUGAAAAGAGAUUCGAAAAUAUCGUAGAAAAAGCGAGCAGUGUUGCAGAGAAAUCAAGAGUAGUAAUAAGAGCAGGAGGAGAAACAGCAGCAGCAGCAGCAGCAGCGGCGGCGGCAACGGCAACAAUAGCGCGCCGGUGGCAGUGACUGUCGGCGGUAGUUUGGUGGGAGUCGCAGGGGGAAACGGAGAAAGAGAGGGGGGAGAGGAGCGUGUUUUUCCGAGAUUCGUCGUCGAAGAAGAACGAGAGGGUCAGUUCCGGCCCGCUCGGCUGGCGGUGCGCGUCUCUUCUUUGGUUAUUCGUAGUGUGUGAGCGUGCGUGUGCGUGUGCGUGUAUAUAUAUAUAUCAUAAUAUAUAUAUAUAUCAUAUAUAUAUAUAUAUAUAUAUCGUGUAAGCAAGUUAAGUAAGUGUGCAGACGAGAUCGUUGUGCGCGCGAGGUACGGUUAAACGGCCUUAUCUAAAAAGAAGAGUGAGAGAAGGAAGAGAGAAAGAGAUAGCGAGAAGGAGGGAGAAAGAAGAAGGAUAGAGAUAUAUACACAAGCGUGCGGGCGCGCGCGCGCACUCAACGAACCAACUCGACGAACAUAGUGCGUGCAUUUGAGUCACGCGCGCUCCUCUGUUAACUUCUUUUCGAAUACGGUGGAGAACUUUUAAAGGAAAUUCUCUCGCUUAUAUACACGUAUAAAUCUCUUAGAAGGAGAAGGAGAAAAAAGUUCGAAUGGAAUAGUGGAGAUUCGGAGUGACCGGUUCGUUGGAAGAUAGAAAGAGAGAGAGAGAGAGAGAGUGGGAGGGAGAGAGAAAGAAAGAAAGCAAGAGAGAGAGAGAGAGAGAGACAGAAAAAGAGUGUGAGAGUGAGAAAGAAGAUAUCUUGAAGCGGUGGCCGCGCCUCGUACGACUAUCAUCAUCGAGAGAAGAGCAUCAGAGGUGGUAGCAGAGUGACAGCCAACAGUGGUGGUGGUGGUGGUGGUAGUGGCCGAUACUCUAGCAACGCUAUAUAAUCUCUGGAAUGUGACAGGAAACUCUCGUAGCGUGGAAAAUCUUGGAAAAGGAUUACCAUCGGACGUUCCUUAGCAAGAGAUAAAAAUCAGCUGGUAUGUCAAAUAAUCAGCUGGUUGACUCCUGUCUGCUGGUGAAUCGCCGGAUUGAGCAGAGACAGGAGCACAACAUAACGCGCACUGAGAUAACGCAGAGACGCGUACUUCAGGACAAAGGUUCCGACAUGCCACAGUAUACCGGACAGAGUGACGCGGACUAUCAUGGAAGUAACGGACAAGCGGAUACACAUUCGUUACACUCAUCUCAUCUGUCUGUCCAAGAGGAUCCAUUGCUCAUCCGAACUCAUAAACAACAGACUUCACAGCAAGUAACUACCGUGACGAAAGUAGUGCGUGAGGUUUCACACAUGGAACCAGAUCCAGGUGCAGUCAGUUACAUGUCGGUGCCAUUGAUGUCGCAAGAGUAUCAACAUGCUGAUCCGAGAUAUCCAGCGGAUCCAUACAUGGUCAGUUUUGACCAUUACGAUCCAUACCUUGGCUACCCUCCGCAACCUGGUUAUCCAGGUCCUCAUGGAAUUUACAUGCCACGAUCGCAUUCACCACACAGCCCGCAUAGUCCGUCAGAGCACAGUCGUGCAUCACCACCGCAUGAAUAUCUGCGUAAAGCAGCACCAUUCGUCGAAGGUGGUUACAACGACAUUGACCCAGGCCUUAAUCCGGCUUUACAAGAUCACUAUCGCAUCACUCCAAGUCCUGGCGGUCCCGGAGAUCAAUAUGAUCAGAUCAGCAACUCAUGGAAUAUGGAUGACUCCGGCGAGCCUUCACAACAUCCUCAUGAUGAGAGUAAAGUGGCCUAUGGUUACGUAUCUCCGUCCCCAUAUGGACCAGUAGGAUACGGCCCUGGCGUUGGGGUAGGUCCAGUGCCAGUUCCUAACGAUGUUCCCGGAUAUGACGAAGGUCAUCCGAUUCCAUUGUCGUCUGGUGUACCACCUGGUAUAUUCGAGGACGAGGUACACCUUCAACGAUUACAAUCCGGUCAUCCGGUCGUUCCUGGAAUGGCAUCGCCCUUGGACGAUGAUCAAAAAUCAAUGAGAUGGAGAGAUCCUAAUUUAUCGGAGGUUAUCGGUUUUCUGAGCAGUCCAAAUAAUAUAAUCAAAGCUAAUGCAGCUGCCUAUUUGCAACAUCUUUGUUAUAUGGACGAUCCGAAUAAACAGAAAACACGUAGUCUAGGAGGUAUACCACCCUUAGUGCAAUUAUUGGAUCAUGACGAUCCCGACGUCUAUAGAAACGCUUGUGGGGCGUUACGAAACUUGUCUUACGGAAGGCAAAACGACGAGAACAAGAGAGCGAUAAAGAACGCUGGUGGUGUACCCGCUCUGAUUCAUUUGUUGCGUAUGACGCUUGAUGCCGAUGUAAAGGAACUUGUAACCGGAGUACUGUGGAAUUUGUCUUCUUGCGAAGAUUUGAAACGAUCGAUCAUCGACGACGGAGUGACGAUGGUAGUGAAGAAUAUAAUAAUACCUCAUAGUGGCUGGGAUCCAAGUUCUUCAAGCGGCGAGACAUGUUGGUCGACGGUAUUUCGAAAUGCAUCGGGUGUUUUAAGAAACGUCUCUAGUGCUGGAGAAUACGCGAGAAAGAAGUUAAGGGAAUGUGACGGACUCGUGGAUGCCCUUUUAUACGUAGUGCGUUCCGCGAUUGAAAAGUCGAACAUUGGGAAUAAGAUAGUGGAAAAUUGCGUCUGCAUCUUAAGAAAUUUAAGUUAUCGGUGUCAAGAAGUUGAAGACCCGAAUUACGACAAACAUCCGAUACAGUCGGCCGUGCAGAACAGAGUUGCGGCACCAGUGAAAGCAUACAGUUUAUGCCAAGGUGAAAAUUUGGGUUGCUUUGGUGGUAGUAAAAAGAAAAAGGAUGGACAACCAGUUCAAAAGGAGAACGCAACGUCACGCACGACGAGCCCAAGAACGGAACCCGUCAGAGGGAUGGAGUUACUCUGGCAACCGGAAGUCGUUCAGUCUUAUUUAAGCCUUUUACAGACAUGCUCUAAUCCGGAAACAUUAGAAGCUGCAGCGGGAGCAUUGCAAAAUCUCGCUGCUUGUUACUGGCAACCGAGCAUUGAAAUUCGUGCAGCUGUAAGGAAGGACAAGGGUCUUCCUAUUUUAGUCGAAUUGUUAAGGAUGGAGGUGGAUCGAGUAGUUUGCGCAGUAGCGACUGCCUUGAGAAAUCUCGCGAUAGAUCAGCGCAAUAAGGAGUUAAUUGGUAAAUAUGCGAUGAGAGAUCUCAUUCAGAAGUUACCCUCGGGAAAUAAUCAGCAUGAUCAGGGGACGAGCGACGAUACGAUAGCAGCAGUACUUGCGACUUUGAACGAGGUCAUUAAAAAGAACGCCGAAUUUUCACGAUCGUUGUUGGACGCUGGUGGUGUCGAUAGGCUUAUGAACAUAACGCGACAACGUCAAAAAUAUACACCUCGUGUUCUCAAGUUCGCAGGACAAGUCCUUUUCACCAUGUGGCAGCAUCAGGAAUUACGAGACGUUUAUAAGAAACACGGUUGGAAGGAACAGGACUUUGUUACGAAAACUGUCGCAGCUCGAAACUCCGGACCUAAUUCGCCAAAUAACGCCAACAGCUAUGAUUGUAGCACAUUGAAUCGACCAAUGGCGAGCCAGGGAAGUACGAGAUACGAAGAUCGAACGAUUCAAAGAGCUAAUAUUAAUUCAAAUAACGUUGGACGACCUACGAUUUACCAAUCUCAGCCGAAACCCGGUGAGCCGCUCUACGCGCAAGUUAACUUGGAGAAGAAAAAGAAGCGGCAAUACGAGCUGGGGGUGGGCCAGGGCGGUGGCGGUGGAGGUGGCGGAGGCGGCGCCGGUAGCGGUGGUGGUGGUGGUGGUGGUGUUGUUGGUGGUGUUGGUGUUGGUGGUAUCGGUGGUGUUGGUGUUGUCGGUGGUCAGAAUCAGGGACCGGUCGGUACGGUAUCGAGCGUUACUGGUGGAGCUGGCGGAACGCCAGGUACCACUCAGUGGAUGCCUGAUGGCGUCUCUAUCGGUGUCCAAGAUGGGACAUCAGGAAAUGCUACCGUUAGUAUACCACCAAGUUCAACGGCAGCAUCUGCAGGUGAUUCUUGGGUAUAAAAUGCGUCCUGUAAACUCGCGAAAUUUUUUUUCGAUACGAUUCAUCGAACGAAAGGAUCACAUCAACGUUUGAACUAUUUCAUAUUCGACGACGACGGCGACGACGACGACGACGACGACGACGACGACGACGACGACGACUGCUGCUAUUAUUACUAUUACUACACUACUACUAUUACUACCACUGCUACUAUUAUUACUACAACUAUUACUAUUACUAUUAUUAUGAAUACUACGACUAUAAUGCGUUCUUCUUCCACAAAUUUUUCGUCCUCGUCGUUAUCUCCAUUAUUAUUAUUAUCAUCAUCAUCAUCAUCGUUAUCAUCGUCAUUAUUAUUGUCAUUAUUAUCGUCGUCAUCGUCAUCGUCAUCAUCAUCAUCAUCAUCAUCAUCAUCAUCAUCGUUAUCAUCAUCACCACCAUCUUUUACUCCGAGCCUGCUCGUCGUCGAGCACAGCGAAAUAUAUGUACGUCUACGUUCAUCGGCCAUUGAAGAGCUAGGACGAUUCAAGGAGGAAGAAGUCUUUUACGUUCUUUCUUUCUCUCUGUUUUGUGACGUUGAGAGAAAGAAUGAAGAAAGAAGAAAAAAGCUUUUCAAAAGUUUUACCUGUCGAUACAUCAUAGCGCUCUCUUAAUACCAUUUGAAUCAGCGACCCCCGUAACUCCUUUCUUCUUUACGCCUGAUUGUAUAUACAUAUUUAUAUAUAUAUAUAUAUAUAUACACAUAUAUAUAUACAUAUGUGUCAGUGUUCCACGUAAACGCAAACAUUUGUUAAGAUACAUAAGUAUGACUUGAACAUACAUACAUACAUACGUACAUACAUACAUACAUACAUAUAUGUAUAUAUGUGCGUGUGUAUAUAUACGAACAUACAUAUACAAUAAUGUAUUAUUAUUAUUAUCGUAUUAUAUCAGUGAAAUGCGAAAAAGAGGAGAAUUCAAAAAUGCACUCUCUUGCACCCUUUCUUUGAUCUACGAUGUCUAACAAACAAAAAUGGCGACUCGUCCGACCACAUCCGCAGCAACAGUAGUCGCACUAAUGGCUCUAAAGAUAUAAUAAAAAAUAAAUAAAUAAAUAAAUAAAUAAAUAAAUAAAUAAAUAAAUAUACAAACAAGUAAAGGAAACUUCAUUGCACAAUUCUAAAUUAAUAUGUGUAUAUAUAUAUAUAUAUAUAUAUAUAUAUAUACACAUAUACAUACGUACAUAUAUACAAAUAUAUAAAUAUACAUGUACAUUUUAUGUCGCAUCACCAAAUGCGACGGCGAUGAGUAUACCAGUGAGCGUACGCUAUUGUUUGCAUUAUUAUAAAUAAGUGUACGUAUUAAUAUACGAUUAGGAUAUUAUAUAUACAUAUAUAUAUAUAUACAUAUAUAUGUGUGUGUGUGCGCGUGUGUGUUCGACUGAAGGAAUAAGUGAGAGAGAAAGAGAGUAAUAAAUACAUACACACUCACACACACGGACAUACGUAUAUACACAUAUAGCACUAUAUAUAAAAGUGUAAGAAUGAAAUGGAAUAAUUAAGUGUACGUGAUAUAUAUAUAUAUAUGUAAUAUAUAUAUAUACAAUAUAUAUAUAUACAUAUAUAUAAAUAAUAUAAUUAUUUGUAUUAAUAUAAAUUUUGUCGAGGCUGUGGGUGUGGCAUGAGGAUGGUGAUGAGAUUUAUAAGCUGCACUAUUAUUACGAACAUAGUCUUUGUUUUUACGGCGCAUGGGUUAAAAAAAAUAUAUAUACAUUAUAUACAUUAUAUACGUACACAUAUACACACAUAACAUAGGAAAAGAGAUAAUAUUCCAUGUAUAUGCAAAAAGAAAAAGAGGAAAAGAAAAAAGAAAAGAUGCGUGUGCCUGCGAAAAGAAAAUAAUGUGUCUCUGCUCGUGUUCGACGUCGGAUUGUCCCUUAUCUAUGCGUGCAAUUGCGCGAAUAUAAGAUUUAAAAAGA